Papaver somniferum (opium poppy) is the source of this 2806-nucleotide messenger RNA. RefSeq names its product non-specific phospholipase C4-like. Gene Ontology annotation, molecular function: hydrolase activity, acting on ester bonds. The transcript is spliced from 5 exons. NCBI's taxonomy places the organism in Eukaryota, Viridiplantae, Streptophyta, Magnoliopsida, Ranunculales, Papaveraceae. The record is from RefSeq and is a predicted model, not a curated record. Gene Ontology annotation, biological process: phospholipid catabolic process. Bases 989 to 2521 code for a protein of 510 amino acids.
GAGUCUGGCCACCUCUAUAAAAAAAAGUAUUAAUGAAAUUGUUACACCAGAAAAUGCAAAGUGACGCUGGGUUGAAUUCCGCCAGAAGAGAAUAAGCAUAUCUAUCCAAGUUACCGUAGUAUUAUGUCAAAGUUAAGCAAAAUGGUAUGGUGGUAUACUUUUGGGACUCUAUACAGUUGGGAGGUCUCAUUAUUUUAAGCAGACAGGUAGCCAUGAUGAGUCGGGAUGAAUAUGAUCAAUACCUUUGCGACACGUAAUGAGAGAUAAUAGGACCCGAAAAUCCUCUCUUCCUGCACAAAGUUAUGAAUGAAGAAGCUUCCCAUCUCUACUUACCUCUAGCAUCGUCUAAAUUCCCAAGAAUAUGCGGAGUUUCUCAACAAGUUAUGACGUGUGUGCAUUAAAUAAAAAACGUGUUUGGUUAUCACAUGAUUACUAUAUUGUCAGUCCCAUACUCUUUAUCCCCAUCAUGCACAUAGGUCAUAUAGGCUCGUGGACCGGUAGGUUUCGUAGGUACAUUUCGUCAAGCAUCAUAUAUCACCAAAACUAGAAAAUACGCGAGCUAAUCGCGUGUUAUUCGCCACCUUUGACAUGCAUGGUUAGGUCUGGUUCGUAUGAUCUUCACAUCUGAAGAUUUUGAUCAAAACAAAAACCAGAAGACCAUACCAAGAUGCGCACACAUGUACAUGUGCAAGUAGCGUGGUGCUGAUCUGGGUGAUAAAACAAUAUGUAAGAAAUCCAACCAAUAAGAUCAUGACAAGACUUCAAUUCAAACACAGUGGGACCCACUAACUAAAUGGUCCAGACCAAGCCAAUAUCUUAUGUUUACGUUUUUGUCAGUUUGAUGCAUAUAAGCAAGUAAGACACCUUUUUUUAGCUUGUUCUUGCUUUCCCUUCAAGCAUCAAACUAAGAAGUCUAUCUUUUUAGCUUGUUCUUACCUAUAAAUCCCAUAUAAUCACAACUUAGAAGAAAAACUAACUACCAAAAAAGAUGUCGACGUUUCCGAUCGACACGAUAGUAGUAUUAGUUCAAGAGAAUCGUUCGUUUGAUCACAUGCUAGGAUGGAUGAAGACAUUGAACCCGGAAAUCAAUGGAGUAACCGGGACAGAAUUCAAUCAUAUUUCAGCAAAUGAUCUAACGUCGAGCAAGAUAUUUUUCGGCGACAAAUCGGAACAUGUAGACCCAGACCCUGGUCAUUCAAUCCAAGACAUAUACGAGCAGAUUUUUGGUAUGCAAUGGGAAGCAUCAACAGCUUCGAAAGAUAAUGUUCCGGAAAUGAAAGGGUUUGCUCAAAAUGCAGAGAGAUUAACAAAAGGGAUGUCCAGUACAGUUAUGAAUGGGUUUCAACCGGAUUCUGUACCUAUUUACAAGGAACUGGUUUCUGAGUUUGCUGUGUUUGAUCGUUGGUUUGCUUCUGUUCCGGCUUCCACUCAACCGAACCGAUUGUUCGUUCAUUCAGCCACUUCGAAUGGUGCGGAGAGAAACGAUAGAAAUAAGUUGAUUGCCGGGUUCCCUCAGAAAACAAUUUUUGAAUCACUAGAUGAAGCCGGAUUUUCGUUCGGGAUUUAUUAUCAGAAUCCACCUGCUACUCUUUUUUACAGGAACUUGAGAAAACUGAAAUAUCUUGGCAAGUUUCAUCCAUUUGAUUUGGAUUUCAAGAAACAUUGUGAAAAGGGGACGCUGCCAAACUACACAGUGAUUGAACAACGUUUUUUCGAUCUGAAAUUGUUUCCGGGCAACGAUGAUCAUCCUUCUCAUGACGUCGCAGAGGGUCAAAAAUUAAUUAAACAUGUUUACGAGACCCUCAGAGCGAGUCCACAAUGGGAGAAAAUGUUGUUUAUUAUCACAUAUGACGAACAUGGUGGAUUUUAUGAUCAUGUCCCUACUCCUACCGGAGUUCCAAGUCCUGACGGACUUGUAGGUCCUGACCCGUAUAAGUUUCAAUUUGAUCGACUUGGUGUUCGUGUUCCAACUAUCAUGAUUUCUCCAUGGAUUGAACGUGGAAUUGUUGUGCAUGGACCAUCAGGACCGGAUCCGACAUCGGAGUUUGAACAUUCAUCAAUUCCAGCAACGGUUAAGAAGAUCUUCAAUUUGAAAGAAUUUUUGACAAAGCGCGAUGCAUGGGCUGGUACUUUUGAAUCCGUCCUCUCCAGGGAUACUCCGAGAACUGAUUGCCCAGUCACAUUGUCGGAUCCACAAAAGAUACGACCACGAGAAGCAGAGGAGAACGUAAAGCUCAGUGAAUUUCAGGAGGAACUUGUACAAAUGGCUGCCACGUUGAAUGGGGACUGUUAUAAAGACACAUACCCAGACAAACUAGUCGAAAACAUGACUUGUGCAGAAGGUUGCAAGUAUGUUCAAGAUGCCUUUGAAAAAUUUCGCGAAAAUUGUGAGAAUGCAAAGAAGAAUGGAGCCGAUGAUUCUGAAAUUGUGGUACCAUUUGGCCAGCGAUCUCAAGAGCCAGCAGAGAAGAAAUCCUUUGCUAACAAGAUGGGUUCUUGCUUUGCUUGCAGUAUCAGUUAAAUGAUCUAGGGCCAUAAUGUGUAAAUCUAUCUUGCAUUUCUUUCUUAAUCAUUUGUGCAACUAACGUUUGUUUAUGCGUGUCUUUGCUCACAAUUAUUGGUAUAUUUGUUGUUUGGUGAUAAAUAUUGUGGAACCUAAAUUACUCAUUUGCAUGCCCAUUAUUUAUGUGUGCUAACGGUUCCUUUUUAAAUUAAAUCUUGGAACUCUGUUUGGGUCAUCGGUUUUUAGAAAUUUUUGGAAAAAUAUACUUAAUGCAAUAUUAGCCUAGAUUUAAUUGUUCGAUAU